Molecule: messenger RNA, 2912 nt
Organism: Trichobilharzia regenti
Lineage: Eukaryota; Metazoa; Platyhelminthes; Trematoda; Strigeidida; Schistosomatidae
Source: the annotation of a GenBank genome assembly
GUUGGACGUGAGCCCGCGUAAUGUAAACAGUUCAGAUACUACACAAAUGAUAAGUGAGGUUAUAUUCGAAAAUAAGUUUGCUGAACGUUUACUGGCUGUGGAUGGAUUUCACUGUGGUGUGUUGAUAGGUGGAGUAGGUUAUUAUGAUUCUGUAAUAUGUUGCAGUGCCUUGGAUCUCAAGAGUGUUUAUUCUUACCUGUUGAAAUACCGAGUAAUGAAGUUCAAGAGAACCAGAAGAGUUCUGUCUCAUUCAAUAAAGUUGAAGAUAUAAAGGAAAAGUGGGUUGGUUCUCACUGCAGAAAUCUUGCUCGUAUGAUACCUGGAGGUGUUCGCAUAAGUGGGAUCUGUUUAACUCUCCCACAUUCUGAAUUUACUGGUCACAUUGAACACAUUAAGAAAGUAAUGCUCCUUUAACUAAAUGUUAGAUCCUUUCUUACAUGUCACGUGAUGAAACACUCACAAGCAAGUAUAUCAGUCCAGAUAACAGAGAAAAAAUAGUUUUGGUGGUUGACUCUACAACUAAAAAGUUUUUAUGUAAAGCUGUAGCUGCAGAUGGAUCUAAUAGUCACCUUCGAACGUUAGAUGUCAAAAUUCGGCCUGUCUUUGAUCGAUGGGUGGCUUUCAAAACCAACAUAUUAUUGUCUCUAGAAACGCACUUACCGUCUGAUCGGAAGAAGGAGAAAAUUUCACAUCAGCUCCAGGCUGCUGUUGACCCAUAUCUUCAAUCUCUUGUUACUGAAACUCAGCUUUUGAUCAAUGGGGAGUUGCGUCAGCUGGAUGAAAAACUAUUAAAAGACUCAGAUCUCCAUCUGCCCGUCGAUGACGAUUUCCAGACAAAGAAAAAUAAAAGGAAAUCUAAAUCAAAGCGGUAUGAUAUAUCCCUUGGAGAUGUGAACCAUUCUACUAAUUCUGAAACAGAAAGCAAAAAGUAUAUAAUUUCAAAAGACUUAGUCAGUCCAGCAUUUACUCCGCUGGAUAUAGUAAUAUUUGGGCCACAGUUCCCUCAUUGGCAACGUGCCAGUUCAUCAUCGUCUCUUGAAUCUGGUGCUAGUUCAGAUACAAAUAUGAAUAAUGGAAAUGAUACUAGUGGGUCAUCGAGUAGUUUUGUCUCAAUUAAUCGGUUACUAAUAAGUGGUAGAAUUCCUGGAAUAGCAUUUUUACCAGUUAAUUCUAACGUUGGAGAUUUAUUGGAGGCACUACGGAAGGAUCUUAUAAGAAGUGUCUUAGUACGACUACAACUUUUAACGGAAGAACUACACAUUACCAGUGCUGAAUUAGAAGUUCCGCGUAUGAUGUUACCGCAACGCGUCUUAGUUCGGCUUCCACCUUGUCCAACGCUUCCGUUAUCUGAUUAUAAAUUCCUUUCUGAAACUCCGGAAGACGUCGUGAAUCGUUUAGUUUACUUCUGUUCUCCUCUUGGUACUACUGUUUCUAGUGAUUCUGUUAAUCUUGGCAUUUCACACUCAGCAUCGGAUAAUUCUCUUACUGAUGUUGAAUCAACGCCUCAGAUUCCGUCAUCAGAUGAUCGUAUUGAUGCAUCAUGUCUGGAUACUACCCUGGAAAAAACUCCUGAAAUCAAUGCUGAGGACGACUUUUCAGAAUCGGAACUGUUAGAUGAAGUUGUUGAAUCAGUCCCAAACCGUAGCUCACUCCUAAUAUCCAGUCCUAUCAUAGUGAUAACUAGCAUUAUGGCAUUGGUUAUAGCCAUUUUGUUAGCAUAUUAUAUCUUUACACAGUCACACGCUACGAAAGCCUCUUCUGAUCCCUCCACUUCCUCGUCAUCAUUAUCAUCGUUGUCAAAAGAAAUGUGAUGAUUAUGAUGAAGUUGUGUUUAGAGUUCACAAGACUAUCUAUCUAUUCUUUUUGUUUUGUUUGUCUUCUUAUUUUGUAUCACAUCACAUUCUGUCGACAUCAACACUCUGUUUUUAUUUGAUUGAUUCAUGUUCUAACAUUUGUAAAAUCUACACUAUAAAACUGUAGUUUAGUUUAUCCACACACAGAAUGCCUAUUCCCUUGUCAUCAUCAUCAUCAUCACUAUGACUUAUUAUUAUUUUGUUUGUAUUUGCCUGUAUCUUUCCAUUGUAUUUCUUAAUAUACAGAUAUCACUUUAAAAAAAUCCUUUUCUACACACACACACACACGCGUAUAAUUCAUUCAUCAUUUGUUCAAAUUUACUCUGCAAACAAACAAACUGGUAACUGGUUGUUAUUAUUAUUUAAUUUUUUUUAAAUAAUAUUUUCCACUUGACUUUCUUUGUUGACUUAAAAACCCUUUAAGACGAAGGACAGACUGAAAUUAUUAACUGUGUGAAUGAGGCAUACACUUACACACAUUUCAUGUUGGUGCACAUAAAUGAUGUUUUUAAUCCUUGGCCUAUCUUCCUACAUUAUUUAUCAUUUCUCUUGAAGAAUGAUUUCCUGUUAUUAUUAUUAUCAUAAUAAUUAUCAUUAUUUUUUGAAACCUUUCUCUCUCUAUAUACGACUUGUUGUAAUCCCCUUGUUCACAAUUUCUCAUCUUUAAGUUUUUCUCUCUUAAUCUACAGUGUAAUCUAACCCCCCUCCCCUCCCACCUACUGUUAAAUACUAAAAAGAAAUGACUGCACAAUCACAUACUCCAUCUGUGUACAUGUACGUUUAUAUACAGGAAACGUACAAGUGUUGUUGUUUUUUCUUUCUUUUUAAAUAUAUGCCUAUGAUUUUAUGGAUCUGGAUCAAUUCCUUUCUCUCUCUCUUUUUGUCAUCAAAAGAAAGCUAUUUCCAUGCGUGUAAUUGCUUUCUUCUUCUUCUUCUCUUCGUUCAAAGAAAGUCACACUUGCACCACGUUUAUUCUUUGUUUUGUUGUGUUGUGUUUUGGUGAUACUGACUACUAACUAGCUCAACGCCAAUUUUCUAUAUAUAUAUAUAUAUAUAUAU